GAGAAAAUGGAAGCCUUGGACAAGUUUCAAGUUUUGUUUAAGUCGAUUAAGAGAAGUGGAUCACAUGCAUUGGAUGAAAAAUUGGAAGUAGAUGCAGCCAGUCCAAGUCAUCAACAGAAUGUUGCACCAAAGAACACACAAGAAGCUGAUCCAAGUAGUCAACAGAAGCAUCAACGUAAUAGAAUUGAUGUAGACACACUGCGAGCACUAAUUGAAAGCAAAGGUCCGAGUAUAUUUAAGGAUUAUGAAGCUUCAGGAAUGCUUUCAGAGACAUCAAAAAAACUCCUUGUGAAGAUAGGAGUCAGUGCGUUGGUGGAACAAAGUGGAUUUUACCCUUGUAAUGAAGAGAAACGGAUGAUGGCAGAAAGUGUGGUGACACUGUUUCCUUCUCUGAAGAUCAAGAUGGGAGAAGAGAAUGAAGGAUUUGAACAUUUCUAUGACCCAGUCUCCCACAGUGGAUUUAUUGAGAUGAGACUUAGAAAUCUACGGAGGAAACUUCAUGAUGAUCAGCAUCGCUACCAGCGCAAACGUAGUCGAAUCAGUGAUUCCUCUGGAGCAUCUAUCACUUUGGAAAUAACUGCUGAAGGGGAGGAGGACUCCUCUCGGGAGCGGAUGACUGUGAUCAAAAGGAUGAAACCAUCUCCAGAAAACCUCAAUAUCAUCAAAUUGGGCAUCGAGAAAACAUACAGUAAUCGCAGGUUAUGGGUUGCAAACAAGUCCCCAACAGUGAAAGAGAUUUUUGAACAAUAUCCUCGAAUUUGUAGACAUGCCAUACUUGGUAAGGACUUGUGUUUUGCAUGGCUUUUCCUUCUAGCUAGGUAUGAAUAGACUUGUCAGCAAAGGGACAUGGCUGGUAGAUAUUAAUUAAGUCCACAUGAAUUCAAAAAGUUUUUUUAUUAUUUUUUUG
Molecule: messenger RNA, 907 nt
Organism: Sinocyclocheilus rhinocerous
Lineage: Eukaryota; Metazoa; Chordata; Actinopteri; Cypriniformes; Cyprinidae
Exons: 8
Coding region: 7-828 (273 amino acids)
Source: RefSeq, a predicted model, not a curated record